AAAUCCAGUUGAUGUAUUGACUUUGAUGUGAAAAGACAAAAAGAGUUUUAAAGAUUUAUAAAGAACUUCGUUGUGAUUUUUUAAAGUGAAAGUGAAAAAAGUUGAAUUAAAACAUGAAAUUGAUAGUUGAGGAAAAUCCUUUGGUAAUUGAUCCAUCAGAAUUACUUCGCCCAGAAGCUGAGUUUACGGAGAAAAGUGUAUCAAAGUUUCGUGAUUAUACCAUCGAUGAAAAUGAUCCUUUAAAGGAAAUGGUCAGAAAGACAUACCGACAAAUGCACUUAAACCAAACAGUUGACUUUGUCAAGCAAUGCCACAAGAGAUGGAUGAACUUUGAUCAUCUUAAGAUGACAACACGUGAAGCUCUUGAGAAGCUGAACGAUUUGAUAGAUGAAUCAGAUCCCGAUACUUCAUUACCUAACAUUGUUCAUGCUUUUCAAACGGCUGAGAGAGCAAGAGAAGAAUUUCCUGAACACGAUUGGCUACAUCUGACCGGGUUAAUUCAUGACCUGGGUAAAAUUAUGGCCUUUUACGGCGAGCCACAAUGGGCUGUCGUUGGCGACACGUUUGUUGUGGGAUGUCGGUGGUCUGAUAACAUUGUUUAUCGAGAUGAGAGCUUCAUAGGUAAUCCGGAUGGCAUUAAUCCAAAGUAUAACACGAAGUAUGGAAUGUACAAGCCAAACAUUGGCUUAGAAAACUUGAUGUUGAGUUGGGGUCAUGAUGAGUAUAUGUACCAGGUGCUGAAACAUAACAAAAGCACUCUUCCGGAACAAGCACUUAAUAUUAUUCGUUUCCACUCAUUUUACCCUUGGCACUCUUCAGGAGACUACGAAUAUCUUAUGAAACCCAAAGAUGAAGAAACGAAAAAAUGGAUUUUGACUUUUAACCGCUACGACUUAUACACAAAGUCUACUAAGAUCCCAGACAUUGAUGAACUUUGGCCUUAUUAUCAGAGCUUGAUUGACAAGUACAUGCCCGGUGUUCUCGAUUGGUGAUGACUAUAACUUGCUUGAUUUAUUUACAACAUAAAUAAACUUUAUCAUCUAUUCUUAAUAUUAUUAUUACUAUUCCCUUUUUCAAUUAACAAGGAUUUAUCAAUUUACAUGCGUUUGAGCUUGUAUUUAUUUAUGUUAAUAAAAGCAAAAGAUAUUUACAUUCAACAUGCAUUACAUAUUGCUAGUAGCAAACCAAAUUUUCAAUUUAGAUGUAAAUCUUCAUUAUUUAUUAUACUGCAUUAUUUCAGCUUCAUGUAAGAAGCUUCUACACCGAAGACAAUCGUUUCGAUUUUGUUAAAUUAUUUAAACAUAAAUUUGAAUGAAAAUCGAUCGAUUUAUUUUAAAAUUUUAAAUCUUAAAGAACAGAGAUUGUUUCUCUGUAUAUUCUUGUUGAAGAAGCUUAACCAUAAUUAUUAUUUAAUUAAAAACACAAAAUUAAUCAUUUUCAGUUCUUUGAUGUUGAGUGAAGGGCUUUGAAAAGUUUGCUUUAUAAAUUUGAUUAUUUUAUGAUAAGCAAACGAUGCUUCAGACGAUUUAACUUUUCAACAAACUUACAAAAACUAUUCUCAACACAUAAUAAUAAAUUUAUAAUUAAAAUGUUGAAGCUGUCUAUAAACUUUCAAUAAA
Messenger RNA from Clunio marinus, 1619 nucleotides. Lineage: Eukaryota; Metazoa; Arthropoda; Insecta; Diptera; Chironomidae. The record is from the annotation of a GenBank genome assembly.